AUGCACCUUUUGAAAAGAUCUGUGUCCAUUAUUUAUAACCUCCGUUUUCAAAGUUCAUUUUUGGGAUCAUUUUACACAAUGUCAUCGGCAUCACUUGAACCUAUCAGUUUACCCCAGAAGAGACCGUUAGGUCGCCCAGAGUCCACAAAACCCCCCAAGAAAAUCAAGAGAAAGUACAACAAGAAGAAGAAUGUAGAUCCAACGUCGCCUGGAGGAGUUUUGGGAUUUGAAAUUGAACAUCUUUGCAAAGAGCAUGGUUUAUCACUAGCUGACAUUUCCAAUCCAAUGGAUGUUAUCCUGAAUGACAGCUCGAUACAGCAAAAAUAUCAUAGAAUCGUCGACGAAGUGAACGUCUUAUCUCUCACCUCGAACGGUGACGGUAUAGCUCUCAUUGAUGGGCCUGCGGAAACAAACACCAAGAAGCAGGUCGCUAUAGUGCCGUUUGGCCUGCCUGGAGAUGUAGUUUCCAUCAAAGUUUUCAAAUCUCAUCCCUUACAUGUUGAAUGUGAUCUUCUUAAAAUACUAUCCCCAUCAAGUAUGAGGAAUGACUCGCUUGUCGAUUGUAAGUAUUUUGGGGUAUGUUCUGGGUGUCAGUAUCAGCCCAUAGAAUAUGCGCAACAGUUACUACUGAAAAGAGAUACCAUCGUUAAUGCAUACAAGUUCUUUGCUCCUAUACUGACGGCGAGUGGAAAGCUGCCUGACAUGGGCUCUACCGUACCUUCUCCUCUGCAAUACAGCUAUAGGACUAAACUGACCCCCCAUUUUGAGAUUCCAAGACGUAAGACUCAAGAUUUUCAGAAACCUUCGUUUGGUUUCGGAAGUAAAGGUCGUCCUAAGUUUAGACCCGAAAUUGUAGAUGUUAACUCAUCUAUUGUCGAUAUUGAGGAAUGUCUUAUUGGUACCAGCAUCAUCAACACUGGACUUAGUAACGAAAGGAAAAAAUUCGAAUCUACCUACAACAAUUACAAAAGAGGUGCCACGAUCCUUCUGAGAGAAAACACAACUCCUGUAGCAGAUCCACCAGUUGAGACAGGCGAAGGAUCAAGGGAUGGCACUGGUGAAAUAUCAAAAGCUGAAGUGGAGUUACCUGAUGGCUCCAAGCAGUUAAAAACAUGUGUCACCGAACCUCGUCAAAUUGUCACCGAAAUUAUUAACGGAAACAAGUUCCAAUUCUCUGCGGGAGAGUUUUUUCAAAACAACAAUUCUAUUCUUCCAGAUAUCAUCAAGUACGUACAGGAUAACCUGAAGCUAGAUCCCAACGGAGAGAACUACCUAGUUGAUGCGUACUGUGGGUCUGGACUUUUCAGCAUAUCUUGUGCCAGCUCAGUCAAAAAGGUUAUUGGAGUGGAAAUUAGUGCUGAUAGCGUCAAGUUUGCAACACAUAAUGCCGAGUUGAACAAUAUCGAAAACUGUGAAUUUAUCACUGGAAAAGCUGAAAAAAUCUUUGCGGAUAUUCAACUUCCGAGGGACCAAACUUCGAUUAUUCUGGAUCCUCCAAGAAAGGGGUGUGAUGACGUUUUUCUUACUCAAUUAUCAGAGUUCAAACCCAAGAAGAUCAUCUACAUAUCUUGCAAUGUCCACUCACAGGCAAGAGACUUGGAGUAUUUCAUCAAUAAUACCUCCAAUGGAUUCCAAUACAGGAUUGAUAGCAUCAGAGGGUUCGAUUUUUUUCCUCAAACCCACCAUGUUGAGGGAGUGGCAGUUCUUUCAUUGAUAUAG
This is a messenger RNA of Komagataella phaffii GS115, 1719 nucleotides long. Its product is annotated as tRNA methyltransferase. Gene Ontology annotation, biological process: tRNA processing. NCBI's taxonomy places the organism in Eukaryota, Fungi, Ascomycota, Pichiomycetes, Pichiales, Pichiaceae. Gene Ontology annotation, molecular function: tRNA (uracil(54)-C5)-methyltransferase activity, S-adenosyl methionine-dependent. Bases 1 to 1719 code for a protein of 572 amino acids. The transcript has a single exon. The record is from RefSeq and is a predicted model, not a curated record.